GCUUAAUAUAAUUAGCUCUCAAUAUCUGAAGAACUUAUCCCAAGUGCCAUGGGAUCCUCCUUGAGUGCUUGCUGUAGUUCAGAGAAGGUAGAUGAAGAAAGGGCUACUCGUGAAAUUGGCGGAGGUCAAGCGUCAUGGAGAAUAUUUUCGUACAAGGAAUUGCAGACGGCUACCAAUGGUUUUAGUGAUGACAAUCUGCUUGGAGAAGGAGGGUUUGGAAGUGUCUAUUGGGGCAAAACCAGUGAUGGUCUCCAGAUUGCUGUGAAGAAGUUGAAAGCAAUGAAUUCAAAAGCUGAAAUGGAAUUUGCAGUUGAGGUUGAAGUUCUUGGAAGGGUUAGGCACAAGAAUUUGUUGGGGCUUAGGGGCUAUUAUGCUGGCGCUGAUCAGAGGCUUAUAGUCUAUGAUUACAUGCCAAAUCUUAGCUUACUUUCUCAUUUGCAUGGCCAAUUUGCAAGCGAAGUUCAGCUGGAUUGGAAAAGGAGAAUGAAGGUUGCUAUUGGCUCAGCUGAAGGCCUCCUGUACUUGCACCAUGAGGUCACCCCACACAUCAUUCAUAGAGACAUAAAGGCAAGCAAUGUGCUCUUGGAUUCAGAUUUCGAGCCACUAGUUGCAGAUUUUGGGUUUGCCAAGCUAAUCCCAGAAGGUGUAAGCCACAUGACAACACGAGUCAAGGGCACAUUAGGUUACCUAGCCCCUGAAUAUGCCAUGUGGGGAAAAGUCUCUGAGAGCUGUGAUGUGUACAGCUUUGGGAUUCUUCUUUUAGAGCUUGUGACUGGAAGAAAGCCCAUUGAGAAGCUCCCUGGUGGAGUGAAGAGGACAAUAACUGAGUGGGCUGAGCCACUCAUAACCAAAGGGAAGCUCAAGGAACUUGCUGACCCAAAACUCAGAGGAAACUUUGAUGAAGCCCAAUUGAAGCAAGCCAUCAAUGUUGCUGCCCUAUGUGUGAAAAGUGAGCCUGAGAAAAGGCCUAAGAUGAAGGAAGUGGUUGAUAUUUUAAAAGGGUAUGAGGCUAAGGCCAGAUUGACACCUUUGAGAAUGGAAAGUGUGAGAUAUAAGGAGGAGCUUCUGGCACUUGACCAAGCUAGUGAUGAGGAGGGAGAUGGAGAGGCUGAUGAAAGCAAUAAUGGUUAUGGUGUUUUUAGUGCUAUAGAGGUUCAGAAAAUGCAGGAUCCUUACAAGGUCCUUGGAGAGAGGAGAACGGCUAAAUACAGGUGAGGGAAAUAGGCCAUUUUAUUGUGCUCCAUAUAUAUAGCUCUGGAUUGUCAAUAUAAGCUGUAAGUGUGUUCCAUAACAAGUGAAAUUGGUUUGAGAUGCAAAUUUGAA
This is a messenger RNA of Prunus avium (sweet cherry), 1323 nucleotides long. Its product is annotated as PTI1-like tyrosine-protein kinase At3g15890. Lineage: Eukaryota; Viridiplantae; Streptophyta; Magnoliopsida; Rosales; Rosaceae. The record is from RefSeq and is a predicted model, not a curated record. Gene Ontology annotation, biological process: protein phosphorylation. Gene Ontology annotation, molecular function: ATP binding; protein kinase activity.